UUGGCUUUGUUCUUACGGACUAAAUUGGAUUUAAUGUGCAUUCUGAGGUUUGCUAGGCUGUUUGAGAUGAGUACCAAUAUGGUAACUAUCGACAUGAUCCUUUCCAGAUGAAUACUUCGUACCAUCGAGCGGGGUCUAAGAACUAGUCCGGCCGUAUGAUACGAUAAUAGCUGCCUACAGUCCCUCUCGCUUCCCUCAAAGCGACACUACCUACCUGUCUGCAUACAUAUCGAACAAGACAGACCUAGCAUUUCAAACGGUGCUCAAAACUGACAAAUAUCAAGUUAGAGUUAACAAACACCAUCCAAGAUGAAAGCAGCCUUGAUCGUUGUCGACAUGCAAGAGGACUUCUGCCCUCCGAACGGCUCCCUCGCCGUCAACGAAGCCCGCACCCUCGCCCCAACAAUCAACACCCUCCUCUCCAACCCAGGCUUCACCCUGCGCAUCGCAUCCCAAGACAGCCACCCGCCAAACCACAUCUCCUUCGCCCCGAACCAUCCCCCGCCGAACAACCUCCCCUUCGAGCACUUUAUCGAGAUGAGCAAUCCCGCAGCAGGCAAAGAAACCGAAACCAAGCCCCAACGACUCUGGCCCAUCCACUGCGUAGAGGGCACCAAGGGUGCGGAAAUCAUCCCGGAAAUCGACACCAAGAACAUCGACCUCUACGUGCGAAAGGGCAUGGAUGCGCGGGUGGAAAUGUACUCGGCGUUUGCGGAUGCGUUUGGGAAUCUCGAUGCGGAGGUGAAUCGGUCGUCGGUGGAUGUGCAUUUGAAGGGGGCGUUGGAGGAAAAGGGCAUUACGGAUGUGUUUUGUGUGGGUGUUGCGGGGGAUUAUUGUGUUAAGUGCACGGCGAUUGAUGCUGCGAGGGCUGGGCUGAGGAGUUAUCUUGUUGAGGAUGCGGUUAGGUGUGUUGAUCCGGGGUUGGGGUGGGAGGAGGCGAAGAGGGAGUUGAGGGAGGCCGGGGUGCUGGUUGUUAGGUCGGAUGGGCCGGAGGUUAGGGGGUUGAGUGGGGUGGUGUAGGGGUUGUUGUUAGUUGGAUGAUUAUAUGUAUAUGUGUCUAUGGGAUGUGAUGGUGGUUGUGAGAUGGGUGGCAUGCUUGACGUGCAUACUGUAUGUAUGUUGGUGUGCUUGUGCAGGUGUAUACUUGGGAGUGAGCGUCUACGGCAACUCUGUAUGGAGUAAGGACUGAGCUAUAGAUAGAUCAAGAUAUGCCAAGUAGAACUACUAUUAAUGAUCUAGUGGAUCUAG
Messenger RNA from Aspergillus eucalypticola CBS 122712, 1248 nucleotides. RefSeq names its product nicotinamidase. The transcript is spliced from 2 exons. The record is from RefSeq and is a predicted model, not a curated record. Bases 310 to 1020 code for a protein of 236 amino acids. Lineage: Eukaryota; Fungi; Ascomycota; Eurotiomycetes; Eurotiales; Aspergillaceae.